ACUGAUGAAUUUUAAGGGAAAGGGAGACCAACGAGAGACAGACCCACUGUGUCAAGUAACACAGACACAGAGACGUGUUUACAGUUUCCUGCUGCUCGCUGACUGAAAACUUGCAAUGAUUGAUGAGUCACCGUUAGCAAUGGUAAGACCAUCUGCAGGUUUUGUUCUGGAAAUAAUGAAAGCAUUGAAAAAAUACUAGUAUGAAGCCCCAGUCUGUCCAGAAAUCCAGGUUAACAACUAAGCAGUUGCAGAUUCUUCUGGUCCUUGGCUCCUCAAUCAUUGUCCUGCUGCUGUUGGGGCUCUGUUUGCAUUUCAUCUCUUCUGGAGCUUUUGACCCUUGGGCUGUAGGGAUCAACACAGCAUCACCACGGCAAGGUAUCUUGGCUCCUCCUCCGUGCCUCUCCCAGGCCUGCCUGAAGGCUGCAGAGCGACUUUCUGCCUCAGCAGACCCCUUCGCCCAACCGUGCGACCACUUCCUGUUCAACUGUGGGCCAAAGGAAGUCCUAUCAUCCGGGGGGAGAGAAAAGCGCAGAGGCGAGGCUGAGGGCCAGAGUGGGAGGAUGCAGGGGGAGAGAUGGAGCAACAGAGGCAGAAAUGCAGGCAGAGCAAGAGAAACAGAGACAUUCGCAGUGACACCAUCUGUCCAGUCAGCUCAAAGGACAGCAGUACUGCAGCUGAUAAGGGAGAUUUUAGAAUCCACGGACAGACCAGGGUCAGAGGACUCAGCUGAGCAGAAGGCCAGGAGGUUCUACAGCACAUGCAUGGAUACAGAGAGGAUAGAAAAGGCUGGACCAGAACCAUUUCUGAAACUCAUAGAGAAGCUGGGAGGCUGGGCAGUAUUUGGAAAAUGGAAUCGAAGGGACUUCAAUGCAACUCUUUCUCUCCUGAUGAAAGAUUACUUCACUUUCCCAUUUUUCAACAUUUAUGUGGGAAGCGGCCCCAGUGACAACAAUACAGGGCAUCAGCAGAAAUACAUACAGAUUGACCAGCCUGAUAUUCAAAUCCCUGUCGAAUGGAUAAGCAAGAAACCAAUACCCAUAAGUCGAAAAAAAAAAGUUCAGGAUCUGCGUCACUUCCUGUUGUCUCGGGUCCAACUCCUCAGUCUUUUGGGGGUGCCUUCCAGCAGUACCAGCCAGCACAUGGGCAUGUUCAUCCAGUUGUCCUCUGAGUUGGCCCAGUUCACCUCACCCCUGCUGUACCGCCUGCAGCACCAGCUGUUAUACCAUCGGCUGACUGUGGGGGAGCUGCAGGCUCAGGCCCCCGCCAUCGAUUGGCUGGGCUGCCUGCAGGCUUCUUUUCACCCCCUGACUGUCCGUGAAUCCGACGUUGUUUACCUCCACAAUCUGCCAUACAUCACCCACAUGUCUAAAAUUAUCCGAAAAUGGUGGUUCACUAAGAAAUUUAGUCACAGUGACACUCUUCACACUUUCAUGAUCCUCAGUCUCUUAAACACAGUCAUACCAGCACUGGAUUCCAGAUUUUUUGAAAUCCAAAGGAAUUUCUCUGCAGUGCUGGGAAACAUGGAGGAGGUUGUGCCCCGCUGGAGCCACUGUGUUCAGCAGACAGAGAUAGGAUUUAACACGGUGCUCCAAAACUUGAUAAGAGAGAGGGUUGGAGUGGCUGAGGCUGAAGACCUGAUGCAUUCUGUGUACUCUUCUCUGAAAUCAGAGCUAGCAGACCUUCCAUGGAGAAAUCAGAAUCCUUCCAUUUUGCACAAGGUUAUGUCCCUGAGUCCAAGACUUUCGCCAUACACAGAAUUCACCACUAAAGAAAAACUCGAUGAACAAUAUUCAAAUGUCGUUAUAAUAGAAGGUGACUACUUCUCCAACUAUCUGCAGUCGCUCAUUCUCCAACGGAAGAACCGAAACAAGGUUUUCUCACACAUGUCAAUUUCCAAUACCUUGGCAGUUACUCCACAUCUUACAGGCAAUGAGAUCCACUUCCCCUUGGGAAUGUUCCUUCCACCACUCUUCCAUGCUUCUUUCCCUAGGGCUGUCAACUACGCAGUGCUCGGGAUGCUGAUGGCUAAGGAUAUUUUACAUCUCCUCAUGCCACACAUCCAGGCCCAGAGUCAGGCUCCAGAGACAGUGAGUCAGUGCGUCUGGGCGCUGUAUGGUAACCUGACUGGGGGCCCAGACAGGGCUCAGCAGGCCCCAAUAACGCCUGCCCAGCGCUGGGAGACGUGGGCUCAGUACUCAGCCCUCCAGAUUGCGCUGCAGGCCUAUCAGGAUUCACUCACACAGCUGGAGGAUACAUCUUUGUCUGGCCUCUAUCACAAUCGGCUGUUCUUUGCAGCCUUUUUGCAGGUCAGCUGUGACUUUGAGCUGCAUUAUGAUCACCUGCCAUUUGCAGACUCUUUCCUGCUUGCCACCAUCUGCAUGAAGUCUGAUUUUUGCCCCCAGUCCAUGAUUUGCUCCCACAAUAUCCCUGAACAUUUCAAACAAAGCUGUUGAUUACUCAUGAUACUCAUUUUAUUUUGAAUAUAUACAGCUGUAGUUACAUAAAGCUGUUCAGAAUGUAUAAAAGUACCUGUCCACUGAAGAUUUGUUAUAAUUUAAUAUUAAUAAGUUGCCUAUUUCUGUUAA
Molecule: messenger RNA, 2585 nt
Organism: Paramormyrops kingsleyae
Lineage: Eukaryota; Metazoa; Chordata; Actinopteri; Osteoglossiformes; Mormyridae
Gene: kel
Product: Kell metallo-endopeptidase (Kell blood group)
Biological process (GO): protein processing
Cellular component (GO): plasma membrane
Molecular function (GO): metalloendopeptidase activity
Source: RefSeq, a predicted model, not a curated record